GCGCGCGCGCAGGCCCAGCCCUCGCCGCCGCCGCCAUUUUAGCUCCUGGUUCCGGCCGCACGGUGUAGGCUGUUGUAGCGGGAGGGGUGGGGGUCCUCCAGAGUUAAGUAGCUGCCCUCGACUGUACCAAUACAGCCGCCAGCUUCUUUUUCUUCUUCCUUCAAAUCCGCGCGCUUGCAGAGUCCGAAGAUGUCCAAGCGGCACCGGUUGGACCUGGGGGAGGAUUACCCCUCCGGCAAGAAGCGUGCGGGGACCGAUGGGAAGGAUCGAGAUCGUGACCGGGAUCGUGAAGAUCGGUCUAAAGAUCGAGACCGAGAACGUGAUAGAGGAGAUAGAGAGCGGGAGAGGGAAAAAGAAAAGGAGAAGGAAUUGCGAGCUUCGACUAAUGCUAUGCUUAUCAGUGCUGGAUUACCACCUUUAAAAGCUUCCCAUUCAGCUCACUCAACCCACUCUGCUCAUUCAACACAUUCGACACAUUCUGCUCAUUCAACACACACCGGACAUGCAGGACACACAUCACUUCCACAGUGCAUUAAUCCAUUUACCAACUUACCCCAUACUCCUCGAUACUAUGAUAUUUUAAAGAAACGGCUUCAGCUCCCUGUUUGGGAAUACAAGGAUAGGUUUACAGAUAUUCUGGUUAGACAUCAGUCCUUUGUACUGGUUGGUGAGACUGGGUCUGGUAAAACAACACAGAUUCCACAGUGGUGUGUGGAGUACAUGCGAUCAUUACCAGGACCCAAGAGAGGAGUUGCCUGUACCCAACCCAGGAGAGUGGCUGCAAUGAGUGUGGCUCAGAGAGUUGCUGAUGAAAUGGAUGUGAUGUUGGGCCAGGAAGUUGGUUACUCCAUUCGAUUUGAAGACUGCAGUAGUGCAAAAACCAUUCUUAAGUAUAUGACUGAUGGGAUGUUACUUCGCGAAGCUAUGAAUGAUCCCCUCCUGGAGCGUUACGGUGUAAUAAUUCUUGAUGAGGCUCAUGAAAGGACAUUGGCUACAGAUAUUCUCAUGGGUGUUCUGAAGGAAGUUGUAAGACAGAGAUCAGAUUUAAAGGUUAUAGUUAUGAGCGCUACUCUGGAUGCAGGGAAAUUCCAGAUUUACUUUGAUAACUGUCCUCUCUUAACUAUUCCUGGGCGUACACAUCCUGUUGAAAUCUUUUAUACUCCUGAACCAGAGAGAGAUUAUCUUGAAGCAGCCAUUCGAACAGUGAUCCAAAUUCACAUGUGUGAAGAGGAGGAGGGAGAUCUUUUACUUUUCUUAACUGGUCAAGAGGAAAUUGAUGAAGCCUGUAAGAGAAUAAAGCGUGAGGUUGAUGAUUUGGGCCCUGAAGUUGGUGACAUUAAAAUCAUUCCAUUAUACUCUACACUUCCGCCUCAGCAGCAACAACGCAUUUUUGAGCCUCCGCCUCCAAAAAAGCAGAAUGGAGCGAUUGGAAGAAAGGUAGUUGUGUCAACUAACAUCGCAGAAACAUCUUUGACAAUAGAUGGUGUGGUAUUUGUGAUCGAUCCUGGAUUUGCAAAACAGAAGGUGUACAAUCCUCGUAUCAGAGUUGAGUCCCUUUUGGUGACAGCCAUUAGUAAAGCUUCAGCUCAACAGAGGGCUGGUCGAGCUGGGCGUACCAGACCUGGGAAAUGCUUCAGACUUUAUACCGAGAAAGCUUACAAAACAGAAAUGCAGGAUAACACCUAUCCUGAGAUCUUGCGUUCUAAUUUAGGAUCAGUAGUGUUACAGUUGAAGAAGCUUGGUAUUGAUGAUUUGGUGCAUUUUGACUUUAUGGAUCCACCAGCUCCGGAAACUCUGAUGAGAGCCCUAGAACUUUUGAAUUACCUGGCUGCUUUAAAUGAUGAUGGAGAUCUGACCGAAUUGGGAUCCAUGAUGGCAGAGUUUCCUCUAGACCCACAGCUCGCUAAAAUGGUUAUUGCAAGUUGUGACUACAACUGUUCUAAUGAGGUCCUAUCUAUUACUGCUAUGUUGUCAGUCCCACAGUGUUUUGUUCGCCCCACGGAGGCCAAGAAAGCCGCAGAUGAAGCCAAGAUGAGAUUUGCCCACAUAGAUGGAGAUCAUCUGACACUGCUGAACGUCUACCACGCUUUUAAACAAAAUCAUGAAUCGGUUCAGUGGUGUUAUGACAACUUCAUUAACUACAGGUCCCUGAUGUCAGCAGAUAAUGUACGCCAGCAGCUGUCGAGAAUUAUGGACAGAUUUAAUUUGCCUCGUCGAAGUACUGACUUUACAAGCAGGGACUAUUAUAUCAAUAUACGAAAAGCUUUGGUUACUGGGUAUUUUAUGCAGGUGGCACAUUUAGAACGAACAGGGCAUUACUUAACUGUGAAGGAUAACCAGGUGGUUCAGUUGCAUCCCUCUACUGUUCUUGACCACAAGCCUGAAUGGGUGCUUUACAAUGAGUUUGUUCUUACAACAAAGAAUUACAUCCGGACGUGUACGGAUAUCAAGCCAGAAUGGUUGGUGAAAAUUGCCCCUCAAUAUUAUGACAUGAGCAAUUUCCCACAGUGUGAAGCAAAGAGACAGUUGGACCGCAUCAUUGCCAAACUUCAAUCCAAGGAAUAUUCACAGUACUGAAUUCAGUGCUUAGAACUGAAGUUAUUCAGAGGACAGCUUUAAAAGAUGAAUGAACUCAAAAGUUCAAGUUGUGCUCUUCACGUUGGUUCAAUAAUGGCCUUUAUUUGAAAGCUUUUUAAUUUUUCUUUACAGUAAAUAUUCCAUUCUGAUUUCAUAAAUUAAACAUUUAUGCCUCCCUUUUGUGUUGACACUGUAGCUCAUACUGGAAAAGUCGAUCAAUGUUUUGCAGUUUAUUGAAAGUAGUUCUAUAUAUAACAAUGUUAUAAGCAUUUCUUUAGAAAUGGUUGAAAAUGCUUCUAAAAUGUGAUUAUCGACCAUGGUAUGCAUGAUCGUUGUAAUUGUUGACAUUCCUUUUAGAAGUUGUGAAAUGUUACAACUUGUGCUUAUGUAGACACAAUCUUCUGUCUCAGUACAGAGGCACUGACUUCAAUAAAGUCUAUUUAUACUAAUUUCAGCCAAAGCACUUUGAUAUCUUUGUUCUAGUCUCUUUAUGGCUUCUUCUCAAGCAUGGGGCUAUUUUUUUAAAUUGUAAGUAUACCAUGAUUACAUACUUAGCAUCGGUCCACAAUCUUUCCUACUUCCGUAGAGAAAGUAGUCAUUAAAGCAGUAUUUUCAAGAACAUAGUGUGGCACUUUGUUAGGUUAAUCAGGGUGUGGUCUAAUGGGAUAAAAGUAUAUGGUUUUCAUUCACAAGGCAGAGUAAUGAAUAGCUUUCUCUGGUCUUAAAGUUUAUUUCAUAAGGCUGAUUUUGCACCACAUUUUUAGUAGAUCUUUUCUAUACAAGAGAAACACCCUAGCUUCUGAAACCAACAUGUAUUUGUAUUAAGUAGAUAGUAGGGAGUGAUGUUAUGUUACAGAUCUUAGUCCAUUUUACUAGAGUCUUGGUGUUGGAUAGUUUAUGCAGUCUACAAAGUAAUUAGUGUGUUAAAAUGUGAAUUUGACUUUCCAUUUCCUGUGACAGGCAGUAGACAAGUUAAAAACACCUUUUUAACAGCAAAUGAGGUGUUUGGUGUGACCCAUCAAAGGGCCUGUAAUAAAUCACUUCCUUUCACUUAAAGAUUAAAUACUGUACUCAUUAAUGUCUGGACUCCCGUCUUCUCUUCCUCCCUCUCUUUUACAAAUAUUUAAAUGUUAAAGGGAAUUUAUAGGUGUGUGUAGUUGGAAUUUAAAUGUACCUUGAAGCAUACAUCUUAACGCAGUUUAAGGGCGUUAAUUGGGCAGAUUAGAAUUUUUCAGGCUGUAUACUUUUUAGUGUGUAGGUAGCUGUUCUUAAACGAUGCCGGUGGCUUAGAAGAGUUCAGAUGCUUCUGGAAAUGCCUCAUGUUCUUUUCAUGGAAUAAUUUACAUGCUGAGAUGAUAUUUUAGGUUACCCUAACAAUUUAUUCUGCUUUAAGUAUUGGCAACAUUAUCUGCUAGAAUUUUUUUAUUUUUAUUUAUUUAUUUUUUUUUAGAUUAUGUUAAGAAAAUCUGGGCACUUAGAUUUGUUUCCCCUAAACCGGCACCUUUUGCCAAAGUAUUAUGUUGCAUUUUUUUUUCAGUUGCAUCUUCUUAUAAUGUGACCAUCUAUCUAGUUUUAAAUAGAUGUCAGUGUCGCGUGUGUAUUGUUUAAUCUUGUGCUUUUUAAAAUCCUAAAUGAGACCAUUAAGUUUUCUUCACGAGAAACUCAAGUUGCCAUGCUGAUGUAAAGAACGCAGGUUGGCAUUUGGCAGAGUUUCUAGGAGCAGCCAGUGCUCUUUACAUCUUGGUAAGUGAUGAGUGUGCACUGGGAGUGGCUAUGUGGAAACGGUAGCGCGAGCUGAGCUCUUUUUUAUUCUGCCCUCAUGCCCACCCCACUGUUCAGUUUUGCAAGCCCGGCCACAUCUGACCAAAGCUGUGAGUCUUAAGCACUGAUGUUAUUCACAAAGGUGUGGCUCUUAAAACUGGUGUCCUUUAACCCAUUUAUUGUAGGCUUGCCAAUUGGAUACAAAAAUGGUUACAAUUUCCCUUGUUUACCUAGGUGGUUACAACUAUCAAAUGAAUCCCCUCAGUGGUGUGGAACAAGAAAAUUAAAUGUAAAACGUUGUCCCUAAUACUGCGAAAAUCUUUCUUGAUGAUCUUGUUUUCUUGAAGAAUUCUUGCCUCAAAAUAGUGGAGCUGCUUUUUGUUGUGAAUGUAGCAUAAGAAAGGAAGGCCAUCAGCAAGUAGAGAUUUGGCAACAAGUUGAGGAAAUGAACUCAACGUGGGGGAAUAGGACGAAAUACACCCCUCCAGUCACACUACUUAGCCAGAACCCCACAAAACAGAAAGCAUAUGACUUAGUCGUAGGAUUUGAGGCUUGUAAGGUAACACAAACACCUUCAGAUUCUCUUGUGCAUAAUUUUGAUGGCUAUCUCCUGUGUUCAGAUACUUUAAAGAAAACCAUUACUUUCGAAGACAUCUUAAUAGUUUGCUAGAAAUGCUGAGUUAAAAUUUCUUUCUCUGUGACUAAUUGUUCCUAUUUCUUGCUUUUAGAGCAAAGUUAGUUAAAUAAGGAUGUUUGUUUUACUGCAUGAUGCUAUUUAGAUACUUAACUUUGUCUUCUUUCUUUACUCUGAUUUAGGCCGAAGAGCCUGUUUUCCCCUCUUCGGUAUGGUUGCUAGAUAAUCCUGAAUAUUCCUGAUUCUGCUAGGUAUUCUUUGGAUUGUAGUCAGUACUGUGGUCUCAACUGGGCAGUAGCCAGUACUGUGGUCUCAACUGGAACUUGUAUUUCUCAGGGGACCAGACAGGACAUCAUUUCUGUUAAUGCAGCUUAUGAUCACAUUAACCGUUCAAACAUCCGCCGCAUACUUUUGGUUCAUAUUAAUCUUACCGUAAAUUUCAGGUCUCUAAUUUUUAUGUGAUAGUUUGGCAUGUGGCUCAGGGCCAAGAAAAGACCCUCACAGACCGUGGGCAUUGAUAAUCUUCAGAGACCUCACCAUCUAGUGAAUUUAAAAAUAAAGUUGACAGAUUUGGUAUGUACCUAUUUAAGCAAUGAUUUGAAUUUUAAAACUUCCUUUUAUCUUAGAGAAGGGGGGGGGGGGGGGGAGUUGUGUUCUUAGGUAUUUAGAGUGAUGCGCCAGCCCUGUACCGAUGGGUAAGAUGGCCCCGUAGAGAACCAUUGUGCAGGUGGUCAAGUAGUUUAUCUUGCACUGAGAACAUGCUGCUGCAGUGACUUCUGAUUCCUUCUCUUGGAGUACACUGGCUACAUUAUGGACACUGGUUCGCUUGACCGAAUUCUCUAGCUUGGACUUGGCGAUUGCUCAUUUCUAGAGUAUUUGAACCAAAGUUAGCAAAAGCAGUUCUCUGUCACCACCUCUGUUACCAGUUGCGUGCUAAAUGUAGCCCAACCUGGGAGUUCUUAGGUUUGGCAAGUUUUCUUACAUUUUUUGCUUAUAUGUGGGCUUAUUUUUUAUUCUCUCUUAAAAGAUGCUGUUUUUUGUAGGGCCUUCAUUUGUAAUUAUAGUAGGUUGUAGUAAAUGGAACGUGAUGGAGAACUCAAGUCAUAAACUUGGCAAAGCCACAUUUAAAUAACUUGGGGUGUUUUUGUUUGUUCUUAUUUUUGUUCUUUCACAUUCUCCCUGAUAGCAGCGAUUUCAUUUCAUUAGUAGUAUUCCUUCAUAGGAUUUCUCUAGAAAUUACUUAGUGGUACUGAUGGUUGUUCAUUUUAUUAAGCACCAGCUCUUAAAGGCAUUGCGUGGGAUUAUAAAGAGUAGAUUCAUAAUUCAGAGAUCAUCUCAAAUUAUGGUCUAGUUAAAAAAUGUGCAAAGGUCUGAAUAUAAAGCAUGGUAUAAUGACUGUGAUAAGACGGAUCAAAGAGCUAUAGGUAUCAGGAAGGAUGGGUUAUAAGUAAGCAAGUGUUGUCACAAAAUCCCUGAUGGUAUUUCAAACAAAACUGGAAAUAACAAAAUGAUGGGUGAAAUCUUCCUUUUAGAAAUCUGUAAAAUUUUUUUCUUAACACUUAAAGCUGGAUUCUGGGCAGCCACUUGCAACUUCUGGGUUAAGGAAUCGGGAAAUUUUGUGGAGGAGUUUUAGUUGGACCUCACAUAAUAGGCUUUCAAUCAGCACGGAGGAUUUCUUAGACGAUUAACAGGAUUUCAGGCCAAGAGUCAUAGUUCAGACCGUUUUUAAAGUUACGCUUUAAUUGAUGCAUAGUUUACUCAAAUGAUCCCCCCCCUUUUUAGGUCUUCAGUGUUAAGUGUGAACAGUUUAUGCAGUUGUGUGAUCAUCACCACAGUCUACACAGCAUUUUCAUCAACCGAGAGGGCUUCCUUUCCCCUGUUCUUUGUAGCAGGUCCUCUUGCCCCACUCCCCAGUGCUCUGCAACCACUUAACUUUGUCCUUCUGUUUUUGCUUUUUCCAGAAUGUCAGAAAUGGGAUGGUACUUACUGUAUGCGGUUUUGUAUCUGGUUUCUUUCAUUACUUUUAAGAUUUCAUCCAUACUGCACGUAUCAGUGCAUUCCUGUUGAUUGCUGGAUAAUGGUCCAUUAUGUAUGUACCAUAUUUGUUCAUGCAUUUAUUAGUUGCUAGGAAGUUGGGUUAUUUCCAGCUUUUGGCUAUUGUGAGUAAAACUGUUUGCAUGCAGACCUUUGUAUGGAUAUGGGUUUUUAUUUCUCUUGGGUUGUAGGAUACGUGCAUGUUGGAUUUUAGGAGAAGGUGCCAACUAGUUUUUCAAAGUACUGUACCUUUUUGCCGUCCCACCGGCAAUGUACAGGUGUUUUAGUUGCCCUGCAGCUCACCAAAACCUGGUAGUUACCCAUUUUUGUUUUCUGUUGGCCAUUGUAGUAGGUAUAUCUUAGUUCUUCAUUGUGGUUUCAGUUUACAUUUCGCGAAUGACUAAUACUUAGCGGUGUCAAGCAUCUUUUCUUGUGCCCGUUUGCCAUUCAUAUCUCCUCUUUGGCGAAGUGACUGGUCGCAUCCUUCACUCUUUUUAAAAUGAGUUUUAUCGUGGAGUUUAAGAGUCCUGGGUGUUCUGGAUCUAAGUUCUUACUGAGAUGCACGUUUUGCAAAUGUCCCCGCCUGCUGGCUUUCAUUUUCUUAAGAGUCUUUGUAAAAACAGAACUUUUAAAUACUGUAUAAGUCCAAUUUAUCCUUCCUUAAUUCCUUUAAUGGUUUGUACCUUUGGUGUUCAGGGCCAGUUUUGAUGGUCUCUUAAAGGGACAGCAAGGAGCGUAGUUUGGCUGGAGCAUGUUCUCUAAACUGUUAGAGAAACGGUUAAAGAAGGCUAUUUAGGUGAUACAGAAAAACACUUCAUAAGGUAGACCAUCUCCUUUUAGAGAGCUGCAAAACAGGGCAGAAGGCCACAAGCUUUUACAGGAUAAAGAAUAAAGAACAAGGGGAGACAAGUAGAAAAUGUCUGGUUGUCAGCCACGUAGACAACCUUGUUUGAGGUGAGAAGGCCCAGAGUUGGCUUGACGUUUGGCAUUUCUGGUCAAACCAAAAUUAACCUGACUUGGUUUGCUGAUGUGGCACUCCGGCCAGGAGUGGCUCCGUUUGGGUCCUAAAAUUUAUUUCAACGAUAUAGAGUAAGGACAGAUGAGGUUGUGAAGGUAGGUUGGGGUUGAGUCACGGAGGGCUUUGGAGGCCAGGUUGAGAGUGGAUCUGAGUUCAGCAGAGAGGAUAGAGUAGGAGGUGGGCAUUGGCCGCCGCUCGAAAAAAUACUAUAACCUAAGUAGUGAGAUUAAACUGAACAGAAGAGUAAGAGUGAAAGAGCAAGAGACAAAGUAGUGAUACAAAGAAAAAAUAGUGAUUAAAGACAGCUGGUUUAGCGUGUGAGUGAACGAAUGAGUGGCGUGCCAGUUGUGAAUCCAGACUUGAGAGCGUUUUAUGGAGACCCUAGCUGCCGCUAGAAGAAAAAUGGCAGAAAUUUACAGACAGAAUCCUUCGUAAGGGAAUGGGCGAGAUGAAGGAGAGACCGAGAGAGAGAACGAUUCUUGCCGCUUCGUGUUGCAGGAAGGUGGGAUGGAUGAGGGCUGUGCAUGUUGAAGAAGGCCACCGGCUUUGGUAGUUUGGCCUUCAGCCACCUUACAUAGGGAUUAAGGUGGAGGCUGCAAGCAGGUAGCCAAGAGAGCCGGAGGCAGCCUGCCCGUCUGCCUCACGUAGCCCUGAUGGGGCAUUUCAACCCAAAAUACCCGUAGGUCUGGCCAGGACAGGCCUUCCUGACGUUUAAGCGUGGCACUUGAGGUAAUCUGCUACUCUGGGGUUAUGGCUGCCCCCUGUAGGUAGGUGCCUCUUCUGGUUUGCCAGACCCCCUUGCCUUCAUUCACUCUGCCACCCCCCUGGCCUCUGUAGGCGAUGUUGAGUGAGAGAGGGUUUUGAAGUGGAAAAGACUUGCAAAGGCUACUUUUUACAAGAAGUCGUAUGGUUAGGAUUGAGAUCAAGAGGAGGGAUCCUGUUUUAGGGGCGCCUGGGUGGCUCAGUUUAUUGAGCAUCUGACUGAUUUCGCUUCACAUCGUGAUCUUUGGGUUUGUGGGUUUGAGCCCCGCUUCAGGCUCCAUGCUUCAGUGCAUUGCCUGCUUGAGAUUCUCUGUCCCUCUCUCUGCCUCUGCCCUGUUCAUCCAUCUUAACAUGUUGUGGGGGGAAAUUUCAAAUUAAUGUCUCAGGAGAGAGUGGGGUUGAGGCCAAGCUUGGUUGCGUUCACCUUAGAAAUGAGAAAAUUUCCUUAGAAAGAUAUUAGGAUAAAGAAGGGACAGUUAAGGGACCUCAACUCAAAUGGCCUCUUAGGGGGAGAGUGCAGGGAUCAAGUUCAGGCUUGAGGGAGGGGAGUAAGUAAUGUGUGAAGUUGACAAUGGAUUUCUUCUUUGGUUCCUCUUCUGUGGUCUUAGCCUGGGAAUGGAAAAAUCGGGAGAAGGCUGUGCAGCCUGAUAGGGGUGCCUAGGCGUGAAGAAAUGUGGUAAAAUCUUUAAGAUCUUGCCAUUAAAAAGAAUCAUUGAUGGCAGCUGUCCCCAUAAACUCAUCUAGUAUCUGUGAAUUUUCCUCCUGCCUUGUGCUUCUGUGAUGUUUGGUCAGUAGCAUUGGUGAAUACAUUCACUCCACAGUAAUGGUUGUGAUGUCUUUGCUGAGAAGCCUCUUCAUUUCAGCUCAUAGAUUCAUUUUUUAUAUGAAUCGUUGGGCAAUUGAAAUUUUGUCAUAGCCAGAUCUGAGGCCUGAUGAGUGAAAUGAGGCAUGCUCUCAAUUUUAGGGAGUGACUUACUUAACAACCCUUAAUGAAUGGAAAUUUAUUUUGAUGCUUACAGAGGUGUGUGUUGUUUUACUUUAGAUGUAGAAUUGCUAAGAAGUAGAAUUGCUAAGGCUAGAUUGUGGGCAAUAUUUCAGCCUUAUUGCACUAGGUCUGUUUAGUGUCUUAUCAAAGAACCUUGUAUUUGAUUCAUAGGAUUUACCUACCAGGGCUAACGUUGUUCUUUAAAAGGGAAACAUUUUAAUUUUUGAGGAAUGAUAAACUCGUCAGUAAAUUGUAGCAGAAAUGAUGAGAAAUUUCAUCUCUGAAUGGUGAUCAUGUAUGUAUGACAUUACUUGAGUAUAUUUGCCCUUAAUUGUACAAUCUCAGUUCUCCUUAGUGUAAAAACAUACAGUACUAUUUUGUAAAAUACUUAAACAUUGUUAAAGCUUUGUAUUUGGUGGUUUUGUGUAAUCAUUACUUCCCCAGAUUAAUUAAUGAAAGAAAUUUCUUUGAUUUAAGAUCGUUAAUGUUUUAUUAUUUACCUUUUUACAUUUAAGAGGGGCUGUAUUGAUGAUGUUGAAGAUAGUUUUUAAGCUUUGAAUGUCUGUCUGCACUUGCCUUCUGGAGACCUUUAAUCGCCUUCAAGAAAUAUAGGACUUUGUACAGAAACUAAUGACUGAUUGCUUUAGAGUUGUCCCUUUAAAAUAAUGUAAUUAUUAGGAUCCGCUCAUGUCAACUCUGGUACAAGAUGUCUUGUUUGCAGGGUGAAACACAUUUCCCCAUUUUUGCUUUAUUAGUGGAGAAGUGUAAUAAUGGGUACCUUUUAUUGUAGAGGACUGACACGAGUCGAUUGCUCUUGCAGGUUGUGGUCAUGUUUUCACUAAGAAAUAGUAAGAUAGACUGAAGGCAGUAGAAAUGAUCAGGCAUGGUGGAGGAAAAGAGAAAGCAAUCAAUAGCGACUUUUAAAAUAGUUCAUGGGAACUCUUCAGAGUCCUUUAUCAGAACCGAACCUUACAACUCUGGGGUAUAUUCCAUUAUUUCCAUUUUUCUGGGGUGGAGGGGUACUGAGUUCCAAGGUCCUGUGGCCACUUAACAGCACAACUGGCUAUUCCUUACUCUGCCUAAGGGCCCCUGUACUACAUGAUUUUCCCCUGAGCUGUCUACCAGGGAGCUUGGAUAUAUAAAGCCAGUUUGGAGUUUUUGAUCUGCUGCGUGGUCCUAAGAUUGUGAUGCCCGUAAGUUUAGAGCACUAUCUGAAUUGUGUAUUAGGCAUCUCUAUGACCACAGUUUUCCAUUCUGGUUUAAUGUUCACCAGAAAAUGGAAAGGGGACUUUAUUGUAUCCCUGGUCCUCUCCUUAAGUGGGGCUGUAAGGGUCUGAUAAGGAUACCUUUUUUUAACUGGUAAUUUGUUUAUUAUAGUGUGGGUUUUCAGUGCAACCUUCUCCUGAUUGUGUUUUCAGAAUGGAUCAGUGAAUAUAAUCUGAAGGGAAGUCUGAAGCGAACAUAAUCCAAAAGUCAUUUGUUCAGUUUUGGGAUUAGAAAUAUUUCCAACCGGGGUGCCUGGGUGGCUCAGCCAGUUGAGUUGUACAAUCCUUGAUUUUGGCUCAGAUGAUGAUCUCCUCAUUCAUGAGAUCGAGUCCCCGCAUCAGGCUCUGUGCUGAGCACACGGAGCCUAUUCAGGAUUCUGUCUCUCUCUCUCUCUCUCUCUCUUCCUCCCACACUUGCAUGUACUCUCUCUCUCGCGCGCUUUCAAAAUAAAUAAACUUAAAAAAUAUACUAGUGAGAAAUGUUUGCAAACCAAAGUGAAGCGUGUUUAUUUCCUCCUGCUCAUUCACACUAAACUGCUUUUCCCCGUGACUUGGAGCCAUCGUGAUGAUAGAUUGUCUCUCUCAUUUCUCUACUUUCAGUACAGAGUAUUUGAGGCUGUUUUUCUCCACCAGGCUGGGCGUCCUAGAGCUGUGUUGCUUGUCUCUGUCCCUAGUACCUAACCCUAGGCCUGGUAUGAAGUAACUCUUCAGCAGAUAUUUUACAAAUACGACUUCUGUGGCUUUCUUGGGUUUGGUUUUUUAUAUCACUGUUCCCUUAUUACUGGCAGUGAUAGAACUUAAGACUUCCUACUCUUUUCACCCAUUAGACUAAAAAGCAGAUUGUUCAAGGGUAUGUAAUGGAAUGGGGCAAGAAUAUGAUGUAAUGCACUUUGGUAAACAGACCGGAUUUUAUUUUUUCCUUUUCCAAUCAGGUUUUAAACCCCAUCUCUGCCCUUACCCAGCAGUAAGAUUGUGGAUUUGUGACUUACCCUAACCUGAUUCCUCAUUUGUAUAAGGGGAGGCUUGAUUAUAGUACUUUACAUAAAGUGUUCGGUUCACUAAAUGAAAUAACCCAGAACUUCUGGUCCAAUGGAUGCCCAUAAUUGACAGCUUUUCCUAUUCCACUGUUAAACAUAUGAAUUAAGUAGGUAUUUUGUGGGGGCCUUAAUAAAGCUCUAUUUUUUUUUUUUUUUUUAAACGUAUUUGUUUUGAGAGAGGGGCAGGGGAGGAGUGAGAGAAUCCCAAGCAGGCUCCCCGCGGGCAGCACUAGCAGUGUGGAGCCUGACGUGGGGUUUGAACUCCUGUACCGUGAGAUCGUGACCUGAGCCGAAACCAGGAGAAUCAGCCACGUAAUCAACUGAGCUAUCCCGGCGACCCAAACCUCUGUUCUUUAUAUGGAACUUGAAAUAAUUAUUGUGACCUCUUUCCAGAGAUCGGUCUUGCUUUUUCCCUGACUCUUUGGAUUCUCGUGAAGUCCCUUGGAAAGAGAUUCCCCUGUGUAAACAUCGAUACUCUGCUGUGACCAAGACAAGCAGAUCUGCGUCACCUGAAUGCUUUCCCUUCUUGAUUUCAUGGUAGGGGAUGCUUUCAGGGAAGUAUCCGGAAUGUAUU
Molecule: messenger RNA, 12647 nt
Organism: Panthera uncia (snow leopard)
Lineage: Eukaryota; Metazoa; Chordata; Mammalia; Carnivora; Felidae
Gene: DHX15
Product: DEAH-box helicase 15
Exons: 14
Coding region: 190-2577 (795 amino acids)
Cellular component (GO): spliceosomal complex; intracellular anatomical structure
Molecular function (GO): RNA binding; RNA helicase activity; ATP binding
Source: RefSeq, a predicted model, not a curated record